This is a messenger RNA of Drosophila hydei, 2283 nucleotides long. RefSeq lists its product as uncharacterized. Bases 1384 to 2283 code for a protein of 299 amino acids. The record is from RefSeq and is a predicted model, not a curated record. The transcript is spliced from 4 exons. Lineage: Eukaryota; Metazoa; Arthropoda; Insecta; Diptera; Drosophilidae.
AUAUUUUUUGAGUUGCGUGCCAUCUCUAAGAAACAGCUGCUGUAAACGACUUUAUUUUACCAAUAUUUGCAACUAGAGAUACAAAUAUUGUAAGAUGCAGCAAUAUAUAGAUGUAAAAUGCAUCAAACAGGAAUACCAGGAAGACUAUAAUGUACCUGAAUAUGAAUUGGAUAUAGGACCUGUUAAAAUAGAAGAGCAUAUGAAUACGGCAAUAAAAAAAGAAAGCGACGAAACGCAACAAACGCUAAACAUUGGCAGUGAAAAGCAUUUGCAGUGCAUUCCAGUCACUAUUCCAGUCUCGUCCCAUUCAAAGGCAAUUGAAACCAAAUCAAAUAAUCGCCGCACUGUUGUGAGCGAACUGCGUGAACGACUAAUGAAAGUGGACAUGGCAAGCAAUAAAGCAUUUAUAAAGUCAAGUCACUUACCGGCCGAUCAGUCCAGGCGAUGCUACACGGCGGCCACACAAUCGCCCACAGAGUCACCCGUUUCCUGUUUGCCGCGUGCUCAGCGUAUGCGCGAUCUACGCCAGCGCCUUAUGAAUUUGGAACGCUCACAGGAACAGCCACAAAAUAAGCCCGUGCUACCGGAUAGUCAACGUACACGUGAGCUGCAUCAGCGACUGCUGCAACUGGGCAAAGCAGAGAUUACGCCACCUGCUCACAUCAGCAAAAGUGAAUUAAGUGAAAAUCAGCCUCGAAGAUCGUAGCCAAAUCAAGUGCUCAGCGUAUGCGCCCGGCGCAGCUCAGCAACCACGACAACAACUGCAGCAGGAACAGCAACAACUCCCGUCCAAGGACACCGCCUGAGCUAACUGCUAAGCGAAUGCAUGAAUUUCGACUGCGUCUGCUAAAGCUGGACAAAUCUCGGCUAGAAUUGAAAAGCAAAAAGCAGCCAAAGGGUAAAAGUAAAAGAAAAGCUAAUGAAGUACUAAUUAUAGAUGCUGAUGAUGGGGAUUAAAAUUUUAUCUGCUAUAAAUAUUGAUUAUAAUUUUAAUGAAUUGGCCAAAGUUUGCUCUAAUUAAAAGCCUUUGCAUUUAACUGUCAAGUGAAGCUUCAAGCUUCCAAUUGAAAGUCAUAAAAGCUCUGCUUUCACCUUAUCUCCGUCUCUCUCUUUUUGCUUCACUUCGGAUGAAUGCAACACUGUUGGAAGCUUUCAGGUACAAAAAGCUUUUGCAUGAAGCUGAGAGACAAAGAGAGAACAACCCCCAAAAAUGGUUAACGCUGCUUCAGAGAAGAUGUAUUGCAAUUUUCUCCCAAGCAAAUACAUGUGGGAGUCGCAACAGCAACAACAACGGCAAAUUUUCAGUCAGCUUUGAGACGCAGCGCAGCGCUAAAGACUAAAUCCGGAUAGAUAAUUUCAAUUGGCCGUUAAACCAGGUGUAAAAUGCGUAGUCGCACGGAGCUGGUGACCACCACAUUCGAUUUGGACUCUGAUGAGGAGGACUACAGUCCUGACGACGACGAUUCCGAGGAAGACUGGCGACCCAACAAGAAGCGCCAACAGAAGCAGCCACGUGCCAAUGGCAACAAUAGUAGCAGCAGCGGUGCUGGCGGUGGCGGCGGCGUCGGCAGCGACGCUGGCAGCAGCGGACGUAAACGCAAAGCAGCUGCAGCGUCGGCAUCGAAGACCAAACGACGUACGAUUGUGCCCAAGGUAAGCGAUGAGGACUUUGAGUCUCUUGAUGAAGAGGAGGAGGACAACAACCUGGACACGGAGCCCAGCGAUGGCGAGUUCGAAAAUGUCGCCGCGGCGAGCACUUCCGCAGCGAAGCGUACGCAGAGUUUGCCGCCCAAAAAGCAAUUUGUCAAAUUGGCCCAAUUGGAUUUGUUGCUCAAUAAGCGGGAUCUAUUGGACACGAAUUGGUUGCUAAAUAGUCGCCUAUGUCUGUGGCGCAAGGAUGAGCAAACGAAUCUGUUGCAGAAAUAUUUGCGUGUUAAGACGACAGAGGAUGCGGCCAAGCCGCAGGAGCAGCAACUGCUCUUUACUUCCAGCUCUGUGUACUCCAGCUGGGAUGAACAGCAUAUUAGUGAUUUCAUAGAUGUCAAAGUCAAUUGCUUGGAUCCUAACAAUAGACGCGUUCAAUUAGAUGAUAUAGAGGCUAUUAAAAAAUUAUCCACAGAGCUGCAGGCGACUGCAAAUGAGUCAAAUCCUUGCGUCGAGGCCAACGAUGAAAAUGACAAUAAUGAUGGUACAGCUGACCAAGAGCCAGCAGCAGCCAAGGAGCAGCACGAAGAUGAGAACGAUGUCGACGACGACGACGAUGAUGAUGAAGACGCAAUGUGA